CGAGCGUGUUUAAAGCGCAGCUGUCUGGCUGGACGCAACCUGUUCGGAUCGUCGGAACUUCAUAAAUACGCCGCGUAGUAAUGUGUGUGAAAGACUGCUUUCAAAAGAAAUUAUUAUAGUCUGUGUGACGAGUCUAGUCCGUCUACAAGAGCUUUAAGCGUCAUUCGUUCACUCCGCGUCUCUUGUGGAUAAAACACCGCACCGAUCGCGAUUCUUCUUGUAUUUCUACAGGUUUCAUCCUCAAAUGCCAGACACGACGAUGCGGGUCCUGUGUUUCCUGUCCCAUCUCAUUUUGUUGCAGUUACUGUGUGGGUCUCUGAGCAGCGGAUGUCCUCAGAUAUGCACGUGCAACCCCAAUAACUACAUCUUAUGCGUCCAGCGGAACUUGGUCUACAUGCCUCGUGGUCUCCCCUCCUCCACGAAGGACCUCUAUUUGUUUCAGAACAACAUCAACACCUUGAAAAAGCAGGAUUUCAUAGAGCUUGAGCAGCUAGUAAUGCUGGACCUGAGUCAGAAUAUCCUCAGUGAAAUCCCUGAUGGGGUUUUCAAAUCACUGUCUUCCUUAAAAAACCUGGAUCUCUCCUCAAACCGCAUCACCCAUAUUUCCAAAGACUGUUUUAAGGGGCUGCUUAACUUGGAAAGGCUGUAUCUCUACAACAACCAAAUUCGGAGUAUUCACCCAGCUGCUUUUGAGGGAUUGGAGAACCUACUGGAGCUAAAGCUUCAGGGCAAUGAAAUUAGUGUGUUGCCAGCUCUUCGACUGCCUAGACUGCUCCACCUGGACCUUAGUUAUAACAGUAUCCCACCGCCACGACUUGAUGAUCUACAGACCCCGCACCUUGAGUCCCUUAAAGUAGCUGGAUUGGGUCUGGUCAGUCUGGAUGAGGGACUGCUUAAAAGUCUGGUGAACCUACAUGUUCUGGAUGUCUCUCAGAACAAGCUUCAGGAGAUACAACCUACACUGAAGGCAAUGGCAGGCUUACGAAACCUCAAUUUAUCCGGUAACCCUUUGGGUUCCCUUAAACGAGAGGACUUCAAAAAUCUGGUUUAUCUGUCAGAACUUGACUUGAGCAGUCUUAACUUGCAUGGUUUCCCCGACAGAUUCUUCAACCUUUUCCCCAGACUCGAGCAACUAACCGUAGCUGAGAACCCCUUUAACUGCAUCUGUCCUCUGGCUUGGUUACCUGCAUGGCUGAAGGAUGCAAAAGUUCAGUUGUUGAGGACUAAGGAUACUCGUUGCCACUUUCCUCCAAUAAAUUCAGGCAAGGAAUUGGCAAUGCUGGAGCAUAAAGAUUUUGGCUGUCCCACAACGACUAUUGAAUUAAUAAGUGCAGGGACAAGCAGUACCACAAACAAGCCAACAGACCCUACUACACCAUCAGGUACAACGCAUGCCAUUCCCCCUCCACCACCAAGUAAGAUGCCUUUUAUAGACAGCGACAGCCUCCUUCCCUCUCAUACCACUGCCUCCCCCAGCAGAAUCAUAGAGGAGCCUGAGGAAGAAGAACAAGAAGAGCUUAUGUGCCCUUCCAGUAUUUGUCUUAAUGGUGGAACAUGCAAAUUUGACUCAUAUGGACAAUUUAUUUGCCUGUGUCCACCUCACACAUUAGGACACUACUGUGAGGUUCAAAACGAGGCUCGACCUCCUCCAUCUUCCCCAAGAAUUUCCAUCGAAGCCAUUGCAACAGUUCAGCCCAAAACAAUCAGCUCCCAUCAUGUAACCAGCACUUCCAUUACACUAGACCUUCACCGCUACAUCGAGACACGGCCACAAAUCCGUGGUGUUCGUCUGACUUAUAGGAACUUGUCCGGCCCUGACCAGAGGCCGCUGUCGCUAAAUGUGCCUGCAUCCUACCCUGAGUACACACUCAGAGGGCUUCAGUCCAAUAGCACUUAUUCUGUAUGUGCUAGCCCACUGGGUGAACCUAUCCAUUCUUCCAUUGAUGCCUGCGUGGAGGUUCGCACAGCAAAUACACCGCCACCCUCCCAUGAACCCAGCGUUGACAAGACUGAACCGUCAUCCUCUCUCAUACCCAUCGUGGUAGCCGUUGCGGUGGUGAUGGUUGCAGGUAUUGUAGCCGCUGUGGUGGUCAUCCGUCGCAGGAAGAGAUCCAAGGCUCCUAUAGAAAUGGGUUUACAUGAGACCUCCCCUCUGGAGUUGGAGGGAGUCAAAGCCAAUCCAGAGAAUGGGGUGACGCAUUCAAAACAACCCGACAUUACACCCUGCCCAUCUUUAACUCUCAACAGCUUAGAAUACGAUGCACUGUUAAUACAAGGACAGUGUCCAGCCAACAACAAUUUAGGCUGCAAUAAACCCUCUUAUGUGUAAAAGCCAUAAUGUGCUACUCAUACCACCACUCCAUAUGGAGCAACGUGCUCCGUGACUCCUGCAGGCGGGUGGGAUGCCAACACCAGAUAGACUCUGGUUGGUUGGUGAACAUUUUAAUGCCUCCCGGCCAAAUGCAAGUUCAUACUGACUUUCAGUAUUUAAACUAGGUGCCUUUUAUUACAGCAAUAUUAGAGCUUAAUGAGGAUUUCUCUCUCAAAUGAAAGAAAUUGCUGGAGAGUAGUGUUCCUAGGAUAUAAAACAGGACGCUUUAGAGGUAAAUUGUGUGGCUGGCUCUUCAAGCGAUAGAUAUGAGUCAAACGUUCUUGCCUGGACGCCUGGACAUCUUGGUCCAGAAAAAAAUGCACUGAUCGAAAACACUGUGGGAAAGAGGUGCUUAUUAGCUGAACCUCUAAAGAGAUGCUUCAACAUCAAAGCAGCCCCUACCCUCCUCCGUCCUGCACAAGAGAUUAUUUGCUGUGAAAAAGUGUAAUGAAGAGACAGUUUUCUAACAUUUAGUUUAUACAGUUUGCUGAAGCUGAUGUUUUGAAAUUCUCAUUUUUUGUAUUUUUAUGACAUUUAUGAAAUUAUGUGUUUGUUUCUGUUGAAACAAGGGUCCAAAAUUAACAUUCCCCAAGUGCCAUAUGUGAGUACAAACUGACAUUUUCUUGAGUAAAUAGACAUCGGUUCAUCGCUCCAACCGACAGAUCAUUUUAUUUUUUUAACUAAAUUAUUAUCAUACUAAUCAACUAAAAUGUAAUAAUGAUAAAUUUGUAGUUGACCAACACAAAAACAUUCCCAUAAGACCAAAAAUAUAAUUUAAUUAAAAAUAUGCAAGACAUUAAGUGCAUAUUUCAGUAUUACAUGAGAAACAUUACCGUUGGUACGUUCUCUCAAUUCACACACCAUUGGCACAAAGUUAAUUUUGGAUCCUGCUUGAGACUGUAGCAUCUUGUUCUUACUCUUCUGACUUGAGCGCAACAAGUUAAAAUGACUUUUCUUUUUCUGAAUGAAAACAAACACGCUAUACUUGUGCUUAGUUCGGCGAACGUCUGGCAAAGAAACACUUUGCGAGACUAUAAACACCCACAGCCAUUUUGACCUCAAACAAAUUCCACACAUUGACAAACAGACUGGUACUAUAUAAGGAGAUGGAUAACAAACGCUUUCAGCAAAGCUGUUUUUUGAUGUGCCAACGUUCUAAAAAUGUCCCGUAGCCAUAAUUCAAACAGAGACCUAAAAGAGAGAAACUAGAAGGAAGGAUUCAAAGCAAGGUUUUGUUUUUGUAUGCGUUUCCAAGCUGAGCCCAGUUUAUGCCACACAACGAAUCAAAGCCAGAUGGCUCGGAUCACCAGACCCAAAACGUACACAAAGUGCUGUGGCGGCACCAUGGUAAAGUGAUGGUAUCAGGUGGUAAUGCAUGGUACUUAGAUAUGGAACUGAGUGAUUUUGAUCUUCACAUUCAAACAGGGUACUUAUUUAAAAAAAUAUGUUAUUACCAUGGAACUUUUUUAAUCUUUGAGACUGAAAACAGCAGUUUUGUUGUACUCCUGAAAUGUUCAUUUGAAACAGCCUUCACGUGAAUCUUAAACUUUUAAUAAUGAAAGUAAUAACCAUGGUAAGCCUUUUUUCUUAAAAGAGACGUGCUCUGUGAAAGCUCAAAUGUGUCCAGACCAAAUGUACAGUAGAGUUGCAUGUUUAUGUGCAUUAUCUUGUGGUUGUGUAAAGGGGAAAAGAGCCAAUACUCAUAUCCAAAGUGAGAAAAGGUAAAUUGUCAAAAUUCUUUUUUUAACAUGCAACUUUCAUAUUUAUGAAAGUAUGAAGUAUGUGCACUGAAGACGCCAGCGCUUAGCACAUCCAAACAUUUGAACUGGAAUGAGGUGCAGCUUUACACAGCAUGAGGGGCUUCAGAUAUUUGAAAUAUUUUCAAACCUUUAUCAAGUUCCAUGCUUAUCUUGGGAUGAUUGCUGUUUUUGUCUUUUGUUGUGCCAAGUUUUGAUAUUUUUUUUGUUUGUAAAAUUUGAAUCCUUUGGAAGAAAAUGUGAUGUAUUUUGAAAAAAAUAAAAUAGAAAAAAAUCUCA
Messenger RNA from Triplophysa dalaica, 4407 nucleotides. RefSeq names its product vasorin a (gene vasna). Gene Ontology annotation, cellular component: extracellular matrix; plasma membrane. The record is from RefSeq and is a predicted model, not a curated record. NCBI's taxonomy places the organism in Eukaryota, Metazoa, Chordata, Actinopteri, Cypriniformes, Nemacheilidae. Bases 245 to 2329 code for a protein of 694 amino acids. The transcript has 2 exons. Gene Ontology annotation, molecular function: transforming growth factor beta binding. Gene Ontology annotation, biological process: negative regulation of transforming growth factor beta receptor signaling pathway.